This is a messenger RNA of Vigna unguiculata (cowpea), 1051 nucleotides long. Its product is annotated as calmodulin-like protein 3 pseudogene. NCBI's taxonomy places the organism in Eukaryota, Viridiplantae, Streptophyta, Magnoliopsida, Fabales, Fabaceae. The record is from RefSeq and is a predicted model, not a curated record.
GAUGACAACAAUAUUCACGCAAACGCGUAGGUUGUUGUCUUGUCUUGUGUUGUGUGUGUCUUGUAACGAUAACAGCUUCCUUAUUUAGUGGCCAAAAAUCUCUCUCAAAAUCGUACCAAAAAAAGCACUGCAAUUUCGCUGUCGUGGUGGCUUCUUGGCGAAACCUAAUAAAUUCAUACCAAAUCAGAGGCAUUUCUCUCCAUUGGAACGAUCAGCUUCAUCCUCCAUCACGAUCCUCCGUUAUUAUUAUUAGUAAUUAGUAAUUAAUCGAUCAAUUAGUUAGUUAUUAACUAAUUGAUUGAUUAAUUUCUAAGAGUUGAUAAUAAUAAUAAAAAAAAUGGAGGCGAUGGACCUGAGGCGCGUGUUCGAGAUGUUCGAUCGGAACGGGGACGGGAGAAUAUCGGCGAAGGAGCUGAGAGAUUCGUUGGUGAAUUUGGGGAUAGAGAUUCCGGAGAAGGAGCUGGCGGAGAUGAUAGCGAGGAUCGACGUCAACGGCGACGGCUGCGUGGACAUGUCGGAGUUCGGGGAGCUGUACGAGACGAUAAUGGAGGAGCGCGACGAGGAGGAGGACAUGCGGGAGGCCUUCAACGUCUUCGACCAGAACCGCGAUGGCUUCAUCACCGUCGACGAGCUCCGCGCCGUGCUGGCCUCCCUGGGCCUCCAGCAAGGGAAGAGCAUGGAGGAGUGCCGGAAGAUGAUCGUGAAAGUGGAUGUUGACGGAGAUGGCAUGGUCAAUUACAAGGAAUUCAGGCAGAUGAUGAAGGGUGGCGGAGGAUUCACUGCUAUUGGUUAAUCUUCCUUCAUUUCCCUGUUUUUCCAAUGCAGAAUCGAUUACAAAUAUAUAUAUUAUAUAUAUGCAUCCUUUCAAGUUUUCAAUUCGAAUCCGUUCUUAACUUGUAAAUAAGUUUCGUCUUCUAGGAUAAUGAUUUCAUUGAUUCAUUACGUUGAAGGUUUUUUCAUCGUGUUAGAUUUUCAAUGAACUUGUUCCAAUUCACUUCCACCUCAUAUAUUUUGCUCUAAGCAGUUUCAAACACUGGUUCAAUUCUUUUAA